Messenger RNA from Torulaspora globosa, 1641 nucleotides. It is a transcript of the gene SNU66, whose product is annotated as U4/U6-U5 snRNP complex subunit SNU66. Bases 1 to 1641 code for a protein of 546 amino acids. Lineage: Eukaryota; Fungi; Ascomycota; Saccharomycetes; Saccharomycetales; Saccharomycetaceae. The transcript has a single exon. Gene Ontology annotation, cellular component: U4/U6 x U5 tri-snRNP complex. The record is from RefSeq and is a predicted model, not a curated record. Gene Ontology annotation, biological process: mRNA cis splicing, via spliceosome; maturation of 5S rRNA.
AUGCCAGAUGAGAUCUCCCUGUCAUUGGAAGAGACUAACAAGAUUCGUGCUAGCCUUGGAUUGAAAGCUAUCGCGCCAGCCAAUGAUCAAGAUAAUGGCAGCUAUGAAGGGAUCGAUAAAAUUCUACCCAAGAGAGCCUCAUCGACUGUAGAGAGAUCGGAGGGACCACGUUUCAUAGAAAAUGAUAAAAUACAUAUGCUGAGGAGAAAGCUUGCCGCUUUGAAAGAUGCUAGUGGCUUAAGUCGAUCAGCAGGUAACGAUGAAUCUUCAUCUCAAGGCGAUUGGCUAAGUCGAAUAGGAAGUAAGCCUGUCAAAAUUAGCUUUGAUGAAGAUGGGGAUGAAGAGGGAGAUGAACUGCCACUAGUGAGAGUCUCUCACAAGGUGGAAGAUAUAGCGGAUCCCAAAGGCGUCAUCUUGACUCUUAAGGAAAAUAGCGUACUAGCAGAUGGCGAUGACACACUGGAGGCCGAGAAUCUAGUUCAGGAGAGGGAAGAAGCCAAGAGAAUUCACAUGAGCCAGAUGAACAAGAACCGAAGGCGAAUGAGGAGGAAAAUUCAAGUCUCAAGCGCUGAGAUUGAACUGCAGGAGGAGGCAGAAAAUGAAGACAAUAUACUAGCGAUCGGAGUAGCUAAAAAUUAUAAUUCCACUUCAGAUGAACCUGAACCGAAGCACUCAGGUAAACUAAAGGUUUCCUUCAGUGGUACGGAUAGCGAUGCCUCCGAUGGCGGUGACUUUAAACCUGUGCAGAUCAAGAAGAGGAAAAAAAAUGGCACAGGCGCAAGGACUAAGGCCAAAAGCAUCACACUACCCCCGCGGAUUCAACCUGUUGAGCUAAAGAAUCAUGAUUUGGACUUCGAGGAUCUGGAGCAAGAUCUUUUCGUGCCUUUCAAUUCCGUCAAAAGAUCGAAACUACUGUCUGAGGUCGCAACGCCGGAGGAGUUAGCAGCUCAGAUCGCGAAGGAAAAGCGUGAAAGAGAGCAAAAGAUUGCCCAGGUUGCUGAAGCUUCAGAUAACCUCAUCAUUGAUGAAGGUACAAGGUUUUUAGAGUCCCUAAGGACCGCCAUCCUUGAGAAACCUGCACAUCCGGAUAGUGCUGAUGUACAGGAAGAUGUCGGACUUCAAGAGUCGGCUCCAACCACUGUGGAGACGUCAAAGAAAUGGCGAGACGACAGGGAAGCGCCCGAUUUUUAUGAGGGCCUGGCGUCCACAUUAAAUUUCAUCCGAGAGAGGAACGUGUUACCAAAACUACAGAGCCUAACAUCGGACUCUUCCAAACCUGCAAUACCGAACUAUCAGAAAGAAGCCCGCAAGAUCCGUGAAAGAAAUAACAGUCAGAUGCGUCAAGACAAAACUCAAUACACUGCCAAAGAGCUAGAAGAGAUAGAGAACUACCAGGAUGAGCAAAUAGCACGCCGCAUCAGCGAACUGCAGGCCAAAACCCUGCAAGACUACGAUCCAGAAGUCAAACUGCAGUACAAGGAUGAAAGUGGCAACCAGCUUACGACAAAAGAGGCCUACAAGAAGCUAUCUCAGAAGUUUCACGGAACAAGAAGCAACCAAAGAAAGCAAGCUAAAGCCCAAUCCAGGAUUGAGGCGAGAAAGACCCAACAACAGAAGUCUAGCGUCUUUGAUGUGCUUUAG